UAUCAAGGCCCCAUGGUGUAAUGGUUAGCACUCUGGACUUUGAAUCCAGCGAUCCGAGUUCAAGUCUCGGUGGGACCUCGCUUCUUUUAUGUAUGGAAGAAAUUCCAUUCUACAUUGUUUUGUUUUAGUUAAAAAUUUUGCAAUUGCUUAAUCUCAAAGUAUUUAGUGAGCAUGAUUUUUUCAACGUCUUCUUAAAAAUACUUUUAUUUAAAGAUAAUGUAAAAACGUAAUAGUCAGGCUUAGUCAGCAAACAUAAUCCAAGAACGACUACUAGUUCCAGGGUCAUUGACAGCACCCCAAACCAAAUUAGCCUGCGUACAGGUUGUAGGAAAAGUCGGUUUCUUGGCAACGACAUAAACUAAAUGAAAAAUAAUAGUCUUGUGAAGUGAAUGAGAAACGAAGAAGAUUUAAUAACUGCAAUUUUUGAAUUUAUUUUUUAAACUUAUUUCAUAAUGUCGAUAGCAUCAUUGACAACUAGAUUUGUAUUUGGCAUUAAAGGUGAUAUUUCAGAUAACAUUUGUUAUCUGGAUGAGCAAACGAUCGUAUUUCCCAGUGGUUCUAACUGCAUCCUGUAUAACAUUGAUCAAAAAACUCAGAGGUUUAUUCCAGGAACAGAUAAAAGUCCAGGGAUUUCUUCAAUGGCAGUAAGUCCUAACAGACGUUAUAUAGCCAUUGCUGAAAGAGGAGACAAGGCGAUUAUAACUAUAUUUGAUCUUCAUACCUUACGAAAAAGGAAAGUGCUUACUUAUUCUGAUGGCACAGCUACAGAGUUUGUGAGUUUAGCUUUUUCUCCUGAUUCCAAGUAUUUAAUAUCACAAGGAGGAAAACCAGAUUGGAUUCUACUGUAUUGGACUUGGGAGAAAGCAAAAAUUAUGGCAUUAACCAAGUCAUCAAAUCAAAACGUUUCGCCUGUUCAUCAGGUCUCGUUUAAUCCUCAAGACAACACACAGCUAUGCGUAGUUGGUCAAGGUAUUUUCAAGCUUUUCCGUUACAGCGAAGGCAAUCUCAAACAAUUUGCAUUUCAAAAAUUGGAUCCACAAAACUUCUUGUGUCAUACAUGGCUUUCUGAUGAGAAAAUUGUGGCUGGAACUGAUACUGGUCGGCUAUUGUUGUUUGAGUCUGGAGAAUUGAGAAAUGAGCUUCAUAUUAGUGGACCGUCAUCAACUUCGGCGUUCAAAGCUCCUGGAGCAAUGUCAGUAAUACCUGAAUCAAGUUCAACUCAAGAUCUUCGUCCUCAAGUCACGAGUAUUGCAGCGUUUUCUAAAGGUUUUGUCUGCUCUGGUGGAGCCGGUUUUGUUCAUUUGUUUGAAAAAACUGACGAUAAAGAUGGUUUCAAGAAAAGCCGAGAAAUAAAAGUUCCAGUAGAUUCUCAAAGUCCUGAUCCCGAAGCGUCAAUAGCAAACCAAAUUAUCACAACUUUAGCAGUUAGUCCCUCAGAAGAAACACUUGUUUGCAGUACAAAAGCAAAUCAAAUGUAUUCUAUUACAAUGUCAAGCACUGAUUUAGGAAAGGGAGACCAAAUCACAUUUGAACUUUUGAGUCAAUCAUUUCAUAAUGGAGUGAUUACAGGUCUAGAUAUAUGUAUUCGGAAACCUCUUGUUGCUACUUGUAGCAUUGAUCGUUCUGUUCGCGUUUGGAAUUAUGAAACUUGUUCACUUGAGUUAUCACGAGAAUUCCAAGAGGAAUGUUACAGCAUAGCUCUCCAUCCGUCGGGACUUUAUAUUCUUGUUGGUUUUAGUGAUAAAUUACGUUUAAUGAACCUCCUUAUUGACGAAAUAAGAAUGUUUAAAGAAUUUACUAUACGAGGAUGUCGAGAGUGUUCAUUCAGCAACGGUGGACAUUAUUUUGCUACGGUUCAUGGAAAUGUUAUUCAACUAUACUCAACUAUGACUUUUGAAAAUGUCGGCAAUCUUAAAGGACAUAAUGGAAAGGUUCGUGCGGUAAUUUGGAGUCAAGAUGACACGAAAAUAAUAUCUUGUGGAAUGGACGGCGCAGUAUAUGAAUGGAAUGUUUAUACUGGAAAACGUGACGGUGAAAGUGUUUUAAAAUCAUGCAGUUAUACUGGAGUGGCUGUCUCGCCAGAUGGAAGAACAACUUUUGCGGUUGGAUCCGAUAAAACUUUAAAAGAAAUAUGUGAUUCUCAGAUUCUUCGUGAAGUUUCAUCAAGUGAUAUGGUUUUAACUCAAGUGAGUAUGUCUAGAUCAGGGCGUAUGUUGUUUGUUGCUACUAAAACUGGUACUGUCCGAGCUAUGAAGUUUCCUUUAACAGUUCCUGGUGAAUGGCAAGAAUAUCAAAGUCAUUGUGGCACAGUAACUAAGAUGCGUAUAUCCUUUGACGAUCAAUAUUUAUUUACAGUCGGUGAAGAUGCUUGUUUGUUUAUUUACAAAGUGACUGAGAAAGAAGGUCGUGGUUUGAAACGUGAAAAAGAGAUAGUUUAUGCUGAAGAGAUUCUUAUUACAAAAUCAGACUUAGAAGAAAAGAAUUCCAUGAUGGCUGAGUUAAAAACACGAGUGGAAGAAUUAAAAAUGGAAAACGAGUACCAGUUGAGAUUAAAAGACAUGAAUUACAAUGAAAAAAUCAAGGAACUCACCGAAAAGUUUAUACAAGAAAUGGAAUCGUUAAAAACCAAGAAUCAAGUAUUGAAGACAGAUAAAGAAAAAGAAGAAGCAAAACAUGAGGAAGAAGUUUCUGACAUUCGUGAAAAACAUUCAAGAGAGUUGCAGGAUUUAGAAUCAGCUAAUAAUCAGAAAUUAAUGUCGGAAUACGAAAAAUAUCAAGAACUUCAAUCGAAGAGUCAGAAAAUGCAAGAAGAUUAUGACAGACAACUGGAGGAAAUGGAGUCUUCAAAAGAACAAGCUUUGUCUCAAUUAACGGAGUAUUUUGAAACUAAACUUCAAGAAAAGAGUGGACAGUUAGAGCAAUCUCAAGAUGAAUCACGACAACAAGUUAGAGAACAUGAAGAAACAAAACGACAAAUUGAAGAAGAUGCUGAUCGAGAAAUUCUUGAUAUCAAGAAUAAAUAUGAAAGACGCUUAAGAGAAGAGAAGGAACAAAAUUUGAGAUUAAAAGGCGAGACAGGAAUUAUGAGAAAGAAGUUUACAAGUCUUCAGAAAGAGAUAGAUGAUUACAAGGCUGAGAUUCAGCGUCUUCAUGGUGAACACAACAAACUACAAGGAGUUAUCAAAUCUUUAGAAAAAGAUAUUUAUGGUUUAAAAAAAGAAAUUCAAGAACGAGACGAAACAAUUCAAGAUAAGGAAAAACGUAUUUAUGAUUUAAAAAAGAAGAAUCAAGAACUGGAGAAGUUUAAGUUUGUGUUGGAUUACAAGAUCAAGGAACUAAAGAAACAAAUUGAACCUAGAGAAAAUGACAUCAAAGCGAUGAAAGAACAAAUUCAAGAGAUGGAAAGUGAGUUAGAGCGUUUCCAUAAACGCAAUACUUCGUUAGAAUUAAACAUUGAUGUUCUUCGCCAAAAACUUAAAGCAACAGACAAAGAAAUGCAUAUGGAAAGACAAAAGGUAAAUAACGUUGAAGCGGUCGUAAAGCGAUUUAAGACUGAACUCUAUAACUGUGUGGGAUAUAUACAAGAGCCAAAGAAACUGAAAGAAAGUGUUAAACAGUUGUACCAGAAAUAUGCUCAAGAAAACACGAAUGAUUCAUCGCCAAGUGUUGACGUUGAUAUGCAACAAGAAUAUGCGAGACAGCGAGAACAUUUAGAGAGAAGUGUUGCAUCUUUGCGAAAAAAACUUGAGAAGGAUAACGAAAUACAUCGGGCAGAUAAUGUCAGGAUUAUGCAGGAGAAUGUUACACUUAUUAAAGAAAUCAAUGAUCUACGUCGAGAACUGAAGAUUUCUCGAACUCAAGUACAUGACCUGGAGACUGCCCUCGGAGUAAUGCGCCGUUCUCAGGGAGGUCUGAGUUCUCCUGUGAAAUCUGCUCCUAAUAAAAAGAACUCUUCUCGUGACAAUGCUGCAGAUGACUUGGAGAAAAUUAUCACCAUUCAAAAGAGUGAAAUACGUAAACUUCGCGAACAGAUUCAUGAUCUUGAAAAUCAAACAAUCAAAACACCGUCUGGUGGUCGCCUUCCACCGGUUCCAGUGCCAUAAUACCAUCAUAAUACCACCAUAAUACCACCAUAAUACCACCAUAAUUCUACCAUAAUACCAUCAUAAUACCACCAUAAUACCACCAUAAUACCACCAUAAUACCAUCAUAAUACACCUUAAACAACUAAUACCCUCACAUAAACUUUGUACAUAAAACAUGCUUUUUAUAAAGAUAUUAGAAAUGUACAUAAAUCAAGGUUAAAAACCUGGAACAACUUCUUUUUUCUUCACAAUAACGUUCUAUUUGAUGAAUUCAACAAGUUUUAUUCAUAUUUUUU
Xenia sp. Carnegie-2017 is the source of this 4381-nucleotide messenger RNA. RefSeq names its product cilia- and flagella-associated protein 57-like. Lineage: Eukaryota; Metazoa; Cnidaria; Anthozoa; Malacalcyonacea; Xeniidae. Gene Ontology annotation, molecular function: protein binding. Bases 453 to 4103 code for a protein of 1216 amino acids. The record is from RefSeq and is a predicted model, not a curated record. The transcript has 18 exons.